This is a messenger RNA of Coccomyxa subellipsoidea C-169, 549 nucleotides long. RefSeq lists its product as hypothetical. Bases 1 to 549 code for a protein of 182 amino acids. The record is from RefSeq and is a predicted model, not a curated record. The transcript has 3 exons. Gene Ontology annotation, molecular function: histone H3K79 methyltransferase activity. NCBI's taxonomy places the organism in Eukaryota, Viridiplantae, Chlorophyta, Trebouxiophyceae, Coccomyxaceae.
AUGGCCCGCACGUACGGCGAGAUUUUGGAGAGUUCUUUUGCCGAUGUUUUUGCUCUCUGUGACGAGGAUACCCUGUUCCUGGACGUGGGCAGCGGACGUGGCCUGAUUACUGCCGCCUCAGUUCAGCAGGGAGGUUGCUACAGGGCAAUAGGCAUCGAGAAGUACAAUGACAAGCUUCAGGAGAGCCAAGAGCUUCUUGCUUCGCUUCCGGAGGAUGUUCAGUCGAAGAUCGAGUUCCUGUUGGGAGACUUCAACGACCAUGACUUGACAGCGAUGCUGCAGAGCUACGCCUGCACGUCCCUCCUCAUGUUCUGUAACAACCUUGCUUUCCAGCAAGGGACCAACAUGAGGAUGAGCAAGAACUUCAGGAGGGCCAUGAACGCACUCCCAUCCGUCAAAAUCACAGUUGUCGCCACAACUCCCCUGGAAGCGCUGUCAGACCGGCUGACCGAUACCAUUUCCCUUGACAUGACUUGGGCGCCAGGUCAUAUGUCCCAGGUUUACACUUGGCAUGGACUGAGUGAUGUCAAGGCAGGCGUCGCAGCAUAG